AUGGCGUCGUGGACGAAGACCGGCGUCCUUGGGAAGCAGGCCAUCCUUCAGCUUCUGUUAAAUGCCGUUACCAAUGAUCAAGGUCGUCUUCUAUCCCCACAGGUUCACAACGGUCCUAGUCAAAGUGAAGCUGAGGUAGUUCUUAAGGAGCUACUUGCAAGAGCAGAAGACGAAGAGUCGAACGUCUCGGCAUUGGAGCUCAAGGCAUGCGUCUCACAUCGCCUAGUAAUUCUCUCAGCCCUCAUGUUGCGCAAUACCCCUCGCCUCCCACUGCUUACAACGGUCAUGCGCGUAAGAUAUCGGCGUUAUAGCGAUGAGGAACUCGGAAAGCUAGCAGUGGAAUGGAAUAGGGCACCACAGGAGCGUCGACGGGCCGCUUUAUAUGCUGCACGAGUAUUCGAAUCGGUCCGCAGCCAGUAUUGCGCUCAUUUCUCAACCCCGGUGCUGUUAUUUCGCGCUACUUUAACCUUGUGGCUCCAUACUGUUUUCAACGACCUGCCUCUGGACUCGCAACCCGCAAGUGAGACGCCGUUGGUAGUUCUCGGCGCCCCAAAUACGAGUGACAUGAAUCAAGAGCAGUGGGUGGAACACGGAAUUGGCCGUGUUAAACUACAUGGGAUUGGUAACAUCUUCUGUCCGCUGGGCCGGAAACGACUUCUAGAUGAGUCGAUCUCUGCGAUGCAAUCCCUGAGAUCAUGGGGGAUUAGUAAAAUCUACAGGCAACUGCUGAUUCAACUACGCGCAGACUAG
Molecule: messenger RNA, 750 nt
Organism: Penicillium riverlandense
Lineage: Eukaryota; Fungi; Ascomycota; Eurotiomycetes; Eurotiales; Aspergillaceae
Product: early growth response protein
Exons: 1
Coding region: 1-750 (249 amino acids)
Source: RefSeq, a predicted model, not a curated record